This is a messenger RNA of Pararge aegeria (speckled wood butterfly), 1719 nucleotides long. It is a transcript of the gene Dp, whose product is annotated as transcription factor Dp-1. Gene Ontology annotation, molecular function: DNA-binding transcription factor activity, RNA polymerase II-specific; RNA polymerase II transcription regulatory region sequence-specific DNA binding. Gene Ontology annotation, cellular component: nucleus; transcription regulator complex. The record is from RefSeq and is a predicted model, not a curated record. Gene Ontology annotation, biological process: regulation of transcription by RNA polymerase II; regulation of cell cycle. NCBI's taxonomy places the organism in Eukaryota, Metazoa, Arthropoda, Insecta, Lepidoptera, Nymphalidae. The transcript is spliced from 11 exons. Bases 315 to 1640 code for a protein of 441 amino acids.
UGAGGCCGGUGCUAGAUUGUCAAUGAUUUCUUUGCUUGCUUGUUCCGUUCUGUAGCCUUUUUUAAACAUUGGGUUGACUUAGUGAAAUGGUGAAUUACAUUAUCGACAGGGAAAUAGUAUAAAAACCUAUUAAUAUUAAAUACCGUUGACAAUCAAGAUUUCUGACCUUCAAUAAUUCUAUCCUAAAUAAUGUCGCCAUUUUGACCAUGCUAGUUACUAUUGAGAGAGUUUAUCUAAAUUUAUUCGUUUCUUUAGAAUAUUAAAUCCCGGUGAGAUAUGUAAAUGGAUGCUCUAUUUCAAGGAGGACUACGACAAUGUCCCAGAAUACUAGUAUAGUUAAUUUCCUUAUCCAUGACGCCAAUGGACAGCCUCAGAUGGUUAAAGUAGUACAAAACACAAAUACUGAACCCAUUGCACAAGUUAAAUAUAAAUCGAAUCCUGUGAAAGUUUAUAAACUAUCCUCGUGCGACGGUGAUACUCAGGUUCCUGUGUAUCGCCCCAUUAAAUUAACUGGAAUUAAAUGUGCUUCAAAAUUAGUUCAAGUACCUGUAGAUACUUUGGCUCGGCUGCAGAAAGCAACACCUAAAGUAGAGCAAGAGUCUCAUGAUUACAUUGAAAAUAAUCAAAAUCAAUUGACAGAAGCAAAUAUUAUACAUCCUGUACCAGAAUUAGUGCCAUUUGUAACAAAGCAAGAGCCAGUUGAAAACAGUGAAAACAUAGAAAAACCAAAUCUAACAGCAAUGUCUCACACAUCAAGAAGAAGGCACGAUUCUGACAAUGAUCCCCCAGCAGAAUACACUACUAAACGACGUAAGCACGCAGAUAAAGUUGGUAAAGGUUUAAGACAUUUUUCAAUGAAAGUAUGCGAAAAAGUAAGGAAUAAAGGGUUCACAUCCUACAACGAAGUGGCAGAUGAAUUAGUACUAGAAUUUGCAGCUGGAAUGCAUGGUUCUGCUGAUAGCCAAAAUAUACGGAGGAGAGUUUAUGACGCAUUAAAUGUGUUAAUGGCUAUGAAUAUUAUAUCAAAAGAAAAAAAAGAAAUCCGAUGGCUUGGCCUGCCAACAAAUUCAAUGCAAGAGUGCACUGCAUUAGAGAAGGAAAAACAAUCAAAGUUGGAUCAAAUACAAACGAAAACACAACAGUUACAAGAACUUAUAUUACAGCACAUCUCAUUUAAGAGUUUAAUAGAAAGGAAUAAAGAUGCGGAAAAUAAAGGCAUAAAACCUUCACCAUCAUCAGCAAUACAUUUACCAUUUAUAGUUGUAAAUACGAGCGACAAAGCAUUGAUUGACUGUAGUAUCUCUAACGAUAAGACAGAAUAUAUGUUUAAUUUUAAUAAACGGUUUCAAAUACAUGAUGACAUAGAUAUAUUGAAAAGAAUGGGUCUCCUGUUUGGUUUGGAUAAGGGAGAAUGUACAGAAGAGGAUAUUGACAAAGUUAAAAGUAUGGUACCAAAGUCCUUGGAAAGUUACGUUGAGCAAAUGGGCAGAGGUGUCAGUAAUAGUAUUUCUAAUAUUUUGGAAGAGGAAGAUUUAGAUGAUGUUGAUGAGGAAGAAACACUGGAGGGUGAGGCUGAAACAGAGGAUCAGGAAGUAGAAGCCAAUGAGUAUAGUGAAGACAGCAGUGACGUGGAUGUGUAGCAACGAGUUGCCUUGUUAUUUUUAGCACUUUGUAUUUGUACCAUAUUAUAUCAAUUAGUAAUAAACUUUUAAGUUUAUA